AUGAAGCGUCGUGUGCUGCAGGAGCUGCAUGAGACCACCAGCUUUACGGCGUUUGAGUUGCAGAGCAUGAUCAACCACUGGAGGGGGCAUGGGGGCAUGGAGAACGACCAAGUGGACAGAGGGGCCUUUAGAAGGAUGGUCACCCAUGUGUUUGGGGAGGUUGAUGAAGAUCUGUACGACAGCCUGUUCACUGCCAUGGAUGAGGACUGUACAGGUCGCAUCGACCUAAAGCAGAUCAUCUGUGCCCUGUCCACAAUCUUCAGGGGCCAGAAGGAGGAGAUGCUCAACUUCUGGUUCAAGAUGUACGAUGGCGACCAUGACGGGCUGCUGGCUAAGCCAGAGUUUGAGCAGAUGCUCAGAGAUGUCAACAAUGCAGGAAGAAGAGCACAGCCACUUCUUCUAUUUCAUCAUCGAAGGCCUUGUGGAGCUGCAGCGCUCAGGGCAUCGGCUGUCACUGCAAGGGGAGGGAACGUUUGUGCUAGGGCGAGGCAGCGCUGUUUGAUGACGUGA
Ostreobium quekettii is the source of this 510-nucleotide messenger RNA. The record is from the annotation of a GenBank genome assembly. Lineage: Eukaryota; Viridiplantae; Chlorophyta; Ulvophyceae; Bryopsidales; Ostreobiaceae.